Molecule: messenger RNA, 1472 nt
Organism: Mugil cephalus (flathead mullet)
Lineage: Eukaryota; Metazoa; Chordata; Actinopteri; Mugiliformes; Mugilidae
Product: glutathione S-transferase 3-like
Exons: 7
Coding region: 142-813 (223 amino acids)
Biological process (GO): glutathione metabolic process
Molecular function (GO): glutathione transferase activity
Source: RefSeq, a predicted model, not a curated record
CCGCCCCUUGUUUCAUUUCCCCAACGACACCACAGUGUUAUAUAAAGGUCUAAACUAUUUUUUCAACUUCUCUUUCACUCCUGCACGACAGAACUGCUAUAAAAACUCAAGACUGAGAUUUGAUUGAAAACAGUAGGAAUCAUGGCUGGAAAAGUUGUGCUGUAUUAUUUCAAUGGGAGAGGGAGAAUGGAGUCAAUCCGCUGGCUCCUGACGGCUGCAGACGUGGAGUUUGAUGAGGUGUUUCUGACCACCCGAGAGCAGUAUGAGAAACUCCUGAGUGAUGGAGCGCUCAUGUUUCAACAGGUCCCUAUGGUGGAAAUGGAUGGAAUGAAGCUGGUUCAGACAAAGGCCAUCUUGAAUUAUAUCGCAGAGAAGUACAAUCUCCACGGGAAGGAUCUCAAAGACCGUGUCAUGAUCAACAUGUACACAGAGGCACUGAUUGAUCUCAUGGAGCUGAUCAUGAUUCUGCCCUUCAUUCCAGACCCCAACUCAAAACUGGACAACAUUCAAAGUAAAGCAAAAGAGCGCUACUUUCCUGUGUUUGAAAAGGCGCUGUCUGGAUGCGCACACCUGGUGGGAGGUAAACUAAGCAGUGCAGACGUCCUGUUGCUCGAAUCCACCUUGAUGCUGGAGGAGAAGUUUCCAGCAAUUCUGUCCGACUUCCCCAACAUCAAGGCCUUGCAGGAGAGGAUGAAAAGUAUUCCUGCCAUCAGCAAGUUUCUGCAGCCUGGCAGCAAGAGGAAGUCGCCUCCAGACGACGUCUACAGGAAGACCGUCAUGGAAGUGCUACAAUCCAGUUUACUAAACCGAUGAACUCUGAGGAAUCUGACGCAUUCCUUAAAUAAUCCUGAUUAACGAUGAUUUAAACUGAGAUUAGUGUGCACGGUGUCGAAAUGCAAAACAAUAAUGUUGCAGAAUUAAUGUAAUCUAAUCUGUCACAAGUCUAAAUAAAAUAAAAUAAAAUAAAAUAAAAUAAAAUAAAUAUAAUGCAGGGCGGUCAGGUGCAUUCAAGGUGAACUUUAGACAGACAGUUACCUAAUUCAGAGUUAUAUAAUUUCCUUCCUACAAUCUCGGGCUUACCAGACACAAAAUUAACAACUACAAUGACUAGUUAGGACACGCUCGUUAAAUUUUAACAGUGAUAGUAACUUUAUUUUGACCGAAGUCUGUGUAGUCUCAUCAUUUACUGACAGGAAGCCUGGCAGACCUCUAGAUGUCGCUGUGAAGCCUCAAGUAAUUCAAAUAUACUUUGAACGAGAAAAGGACAAUACUAAACCAAUUGUAUGUGAGGACCUUUGUUUUCUUUAGUUAGUCUUGGUCUAUAUAUAUUACACAUCUUUAAGCAAAAGCGCAGUCGUUACAACUGUACUUUUAAACCGUGACUGUACUUCCUUGUUUGUGCCACAAUGCGCAUGUGCCAUUUGUCUGUGCUAUGUUCGCUGACCAUCAAUAAAAUGGGAAAUUACUACUAA